AUGAGAAAAUUUAAGAAACAUCUGAGAGUUCAUCGUUCAAAUUUGAAUCCAUCAGCCAACAUUUAUUCAAACCAGAAUGAAAAUUCACAAAUUGAAGAGAAUAGUCAAUCAAGACAAAAUUUCAGUGAAAAUUCAAGAGCUCAUCAGUCCCUUACAAGCGUUUAUUCAAAUCCAAACAGUGGUAACUUCCACAAACUUCCGAAAUUAAACUUACCCAUUUUUGAGGGAAAUGUGUUGGAGUGGCAGUCAUUCUGGGAUUCAUUCGAUUCGGCUAUUCAUAGCAACAACACGUUGACAGAAGUUCAAAAGUUUAAUUAUUUAAAGUCUUUAGUAGCAGACGAGGCAUCGAACACCAUUUCAGGAUUUGCACUCACACAUGCAAACUACAACAGAGCAAUUGAGCUUCUACAUGAAAGGUUUGGACAAAAACAUAAGAUAACUCAGUCUUACAUGCAAGCGCUCUUGGACCUACCCACUCCCAAGAACAAUCUCACAAGCCUGCGUCAUUUUCAUGACCAAGUGGAGACAUACGUCAGAGGUUUGGAAUCGUACGGACAAGCUCAAGAUACAUACGGUUCUCUUCUAGUACCUGUGAUUUUGAACAAAUUACCUACUGAAAUACGGAAUAAUUCGGCACGUGAAAAUGGCUCUACUGAUUGGUUAUUAGGUGAUUUGAGAAACAGUCUUUACAGGGAACUCGAAAUAUUAGAAGCUGGAGCAGGUAUUGCUGCUCAUAAUGCAGUCAAAACCAAUACCAGGAAUACCCAUGGAUCACAAGCAAAGGCUGAACUGGAUGCAAAGACUAGGGAAAUCAAGAAUCUACAGGAUGAAAUCAAGAACUAUAAAAGUGUCAUUGCUACAUUGAAACAGCAGAUAUCAGAACAGAGGAUUUUGACUGAGAAAACCAUGAAGGAUGUAAUCAUUUUACAAACCCAGUUUGCAAAGCUUCAGGCCAAAUUUCAUGCACAGUCAAUUGCUACAAAGCAAAUGACAACUGAGAAUCAAGCUGAAGAGUUGAAGAAAAAAGAAGUUGAAGUUAAUACUCUCAGACAAAUACAACGACUCAAAUCAUCAAGAGAGACACCUGGUAGGAAACUUCAGCAAGUGGGAGGAAAUAUUCAUUCAGAUUUACUACAGCAGAGAGAAACUCCAAGAGAUCAAAUUACUAGUUUGAAGAGGAAGUUAGAGGUAUCCAAGAAACUAGAUAACGUUCAUAAGAAUAACCUAGAACAGAGGUACAGAGAGGAGAACCAGGAAAAGAUAAACAUCAUGAAUCAAAAGGAAAAGGAACGAAUCCGCUUCACCAAAGAGGCCAGUAAUCUAACUCAGAAUUAUGCAGACUAUAACAAAGUUCAUGGUAUGCAGAUUGGUGACUUCAAGAGGAUUUCUGGGGAUGACACCAAUAUCAGGCAACAGGAGAACACAUUCAAAACACUUCGAGAUGUCGAGAGGACAUACAGCAAGAACCUCAUCGAGUCAUGA
Molecule: messenger RNA, 1482 nt
Organism: Saccostrea cuccullata (small rock oyster)
Lineage: Eukaryota; Metazoa; Mollusca; Bivalvia; Ostreida; Ostreidae
Exons: 1
Coding region: 1-1482 (493 amino acids)
Source: RefSeq, a predicted model, not a curated record